Magnolia sinica is the source of this 2107-nucleotide messenger RNA. Its product is annotated as MLO-like protein 6. The transcript has 15 exons. Gene Ontology annotation, biological process: defense response. Gene Ontology annotation, cellular component: membrane. The record is from RefSeq and is a predicted model, not a curated record. Bases 122 to 1855 code for a protein of 577 amino acids. Lineage: Eukaryota; Viridiplantae; Streptophyta; Magnoliopsida; Magnoliales; Magnoliaceae.
GUUCUCCUUCUUAUAAAACCCUCUAUCUCUCUCAUCUUCCAUCAAAAAGCUAGCUUACAGUUUCUUCUUCUCAUUCCAACCACUGGUUUUGCCCAUUUCCUUCCUUUCCUGACUCGGGUCGAUGGCCGGAGAUGAGAAAAAAGCACGUAAUAUGGAGCAGACACCGACGUGGGCUGUGGCCGUGGUCUGUUUCGCUCUAGUGGUCGUUUCGAUAUUCAUUGAGCACAUCAUACACCUUGUUGAAAAGUGGCUAAAGAAGCGUCACAAACGCGCCUUGCAUGAAGCACUCGAAAAGAUCAAAGCCGAACUGAUGCUGCUAGGGUUUAUAUCAUUGCUACUAACGGUACUACAAGACCCGAUUGCAAAGAUAUGCGUACCUCAGAGUGUCGGUGACUCAUGGCAUCCAUGUAAGAAGAAGGGAUACGGGUCAAAAGGCACUGCCAAAUCUGGAAAGGAUUCGGAUGCAAUGGACCAGACCAAUGGAAGGAAACUCUUGUGGGGCCCACUCUCAAACGACGGUGGUGAUGCCCGGCGCAUUUUAGCGGCAGCAUACACUGACGGAUGCCCUCAGGGUAAAGUUGCAUUCGUUUCAACCUAUGCAAUCCAUCAGCUCCACAUAUUCAUCUUCGUGUUGGCGGUUGUUCAUGUGCUUUACUGUAUUAUCACCCUGUUUUUGGGUCGGGCCAAGAUGAGAAAAUGGAAAGUGUGGGAACAAGAAACCAAGACCGUGGAAUACCAGUUUUCGCAUGAUCCGGAGAGGUUUCGAUUCGCAAGGGAGACGUCCUUCGGACGACGACACUUGAACUUUUGGAGCAGAUCACCGGUUCUUAUCUGGAUUGUUUGUUUCUUCAGACAAUUCGUGAGGUCUGUUCCAAAAGUGGACUACUUAACCCUGAGACAUGGAUUUAUAAUGGCCCACUUGGCUCCGCAGAGCUCGACUAAAUUCGAUUUUCAGAAAUACAUCAAAAGAUCACUUGAAGAAGAUUUCAAAGUCGUCGUUGGGAUUAGCCCUAUAUUAUGGUUCUUCGCUGUGCUCUUCCUGAUGAGCAACGCACACGGAGGAUAUGCUUAUCUAUGGCUACCUUUCAUUCCUUUGAUCAUCAUUCUACUGGUGGGGACAAAGCUUCAGGUGAUAAUCACAAGGAUGGGGCUGCAGAUUCAAGACCGUGGUGAUGUCGUUAAGGGCGUCCCUGUUGUCCAACCCGCCGACAAACACUUCUGGUUCCAUCGGCCUCGGCUCGUACUCUUCCUCAUCAAUUUUAUUCUUUUUCAGAAUGCAUUUCAACUCGCCUUCUUCGCGUGGACUUGGUAUACAUUCGGACUCCGAUCUUGCUUCCAUGAGCAUUUGGAAGACGUGAUUAUCAGAAUAUCAAUGGGGGUCCUCAUACAAAUAUUGUGCAGCUAUGUGACACUCCCUCUCUAUGCGUUGGUAACACAGAUGGGUUCAAACAUGAAGCCCACCAUAUUCAAUGAAACAGUAGCUACAGCUCUAAGGAAAUGGCACCACACAGCUAGAAAGCACGUAAAGGCGAACCACAACCGGUCCGGGACUGUCACACCAACGUCUCCAAGGACACCAAGGACCCCCACCCACGGCUUCUCACCUGUCCAUCUCUUACGCAAUCACCGGAGCGAGGUCGACAGCCGAUUCUAUCACUCCGAUAAUGAACGUUCAGAUGCCGAAGGAUCACCCUCCCCAUCGCACCACACGUUUGAGGGCUCAUCUUACCAUCAACAUGGACAUUGGAGCCAGGCCGAACCGGAGAGAGAAAUGGAAGACUUUCCUAAACAGCCAACAGCGACGGGUCAACAUGAAAUCAAUGUACAUUCUGGUGAUUUCUCCUUUGCCAAGUGACGGCGAUGAUGAUUUUUAUGGAGCUUGGACUACAGCUUUCUUUCUAUGGAAAUUCACACCAUCGCCACCACCUUUCGUUGAUUCCAUGCAACAGCAAUUGCAUCAACGGCCACAGCAUGGAUGUGAAAUGGGCCCAUGCAAUGGUGCAACACAUUGGAUGACAUUUUAUGUAAUAUAAUAUGAUUGUGAUGCACUGAGCCAUCGUUUAUAUUGGAUGAAAGAUGGAAUGAUAUUUUUAAGAUGUUGUAUACA